Messenger RNA from Capsaspora owczarzaki ATCC 30864, 412 nucleotides. RefSeq lists its product as hypothetical. The transcript has 3 exons. Bases 58 to 249 code for a protein of 63 amino acids. The record is from RefSeq and is a predicted model, not a curated record. Lineage: Eukaryota; Filasterea; Ministeriida; Capsasporidae.
UGCUUGAUUUUUGUACCCACAAGAACAAAAAACAACAGCGCGAAAUCAAGCUCAAGAAUGACCAAGCCGACCUCUGAAGUUGAACCCGUUCGCAAGGAUCGCCACUCUGGCACUGGCCGCUCCAUUAACGAGCCACCCAAGAAGAACGGAAUGGGUCCUCACAACUGGGUGGGAUCGAUGGGCGACGAGACGGAUCCUGCAUAUGCCCCUGCCGUUCUGGACCAGAAGGAUCCCAACUGUCCCAACUAACGCAAUGGCACGCCGUUUUCCCGUGCACGGCAAACAACAAGCCAACGGGGCGUGUACAGGCAAUUUUCGGGUGCGAUGACGAGCAAGCUUGAUUAGAGCUUAGAUGUAUCCAAUUUGACAAUGAAUUUUAUCAUUCAUGAAAAUGACAAGCACACAAAGAUGA